Messenger RNA from Oncorhynchus tshawytscha (Chinook salmon), 3591 nucleotides. Its product is annotated as desmocollin-3. Gene Ontology annotation, biological process: synapse assembly; calcium-dependent cell-cell adhesion; regulation of synaptic transmission, glutamatergic. The coding region runs from base 217 to 2937 and encodes 906 amino acids. Lineage: Eukaryota; Metazoa; Chordata; Actinopteri; Salmoniformes; Salmonidae. The record is from RefSeq and is a predicted model, not a curated record. Gene Ontology annotation, cellular component: lamellipodium; intercalated disc; neuron projection. Gene Ontology annotation, molecular function: cadherin binding; calcium ion binding. The transcript has 16 exons.
AUGCGUCCCGUCGUCGAGGUAGCCAAUUGAGUAAUCGCGGGCGGGGUACUUUUUCAUAAAUGAAACCGUCAUUCCGAUCCCUGCAAUGGAAGACGCAUACGGACACAAUUCGGUUACUGUUGAUUGGUGUAAGGAUAUUCCACCCUCUAAUCCUCGCCCUUGACAGAAACACUUAUACUUCUUGUUCCUGCGUGUGGUUUCGUCACUAUAGUCUUGAUGUUUCGAAUGGUAGUAACAAAAAUGGAACGGAACUUAAAUGUCAAUUUAUGCAUCUUUUUGAUCAUCUCAUGUGUGGACUCCUGCUUUAUCCCCGGCUCCAUACAAGCAGCAGUACCUCAGACAGUACCAGUUGGGCAUGUUAUUUCAAAAGUUGAUGUCGACAACUGUGACACCAAGACCUUGCAUUUUACCUCUUGUGACCCGGACUUCACAGUACAGGCAGAUGGAACUAUAGUAACAGUCCACAUCACUAUCGUACCAGCCAAUGGCAGGACAUUCUCAGUGCAGUUUCAGGACCCCGAUGGUCAGAAGAAAAACAUGGAUGUUUACCUUGUCCAGAACUCUAGAAAAGUGUUGAAAGAUGGUCUACUAAAGCGCUCCAAAAGACGUUGGAGCCCUCUGCCCUUCAACAUCAUAGAAAACGACGUCCCUCCAUUUCCAAAGGAAGUUGAUCUGGUUGCAUCUGAUUCUUCUGCCGCAUACAAGGUGUACUACACCCUCAGUGGGCCUGGUGUGACAGAGGACCCUGUGGGUGUGUUUAGUGUGGUAAAGGAAACUGGGAUGCUGAAGGUCCACAGAGCUGUUGACCGCGAGGUUACCCCUCAGUUUAUAUUUCAAGCCAGAGUGUUUGACAGAUACACCAACCAGGAGACAGACUUACCAUUACCCAUCACAGUGAAUGUAGAAGAUGUGAAUGACAAUGCACCAACUUUCACUGGACAACUGCAGUUUACUGUGCUGGAACAAAGCAACACAGGUACCGUUGUGGGGAAGGUGAAUGCCAUAGACAAAGACGAGCCUGGUACAGACCACACUAAGAUCAGGUACUCCCUCCUCUCUGGGACCAACCUGUUCUACAUCAACCCAGAGACAGGAGUCAUCAGCACCAAAACAGACACUCUUGACAGAGAGGUGAACGACAAACAUUCAGUGACAGUGGACAUCAGAGACAUGAAUGGCGCUCUGAAUGGUCUAUCAAACACGGCUACAGCCACAAUCGUUGUGGGAGAUAUCAACGACAACCCUCCCACUUUUAAAAAGACAUCUUAUAAUGUGAGUGUUAUGGAGAACCAAGAGAAAGGCCUCAUCCUCAGAAUCCCUAUUGAAGACAAGGACUUAAUUAACACACCAAACUGGAACUCUGAGUUCAUCAUCACCAAGGGGAACGAAAAUGGGAACUUCAGGAUGGAAAGAGACCCAAAAACAAAUGAAGGACUAAUUUACCUAACAAAGCCUCUAGACUACGAGAAGACCAAGAACCUAAAGCUGGAUGUGAUGGCCCGUAACCAGGCUGAGCUGAGUGGGACCAAUGCCAAGUGGGUGUCCAUCCCUGUGGAUGUCACAGUGGGGGACGUGGACGAGGGACCAGAGUUCACUGCCCCCAUCGUACGAUUUACUGUCCAGGAGAAUACUCCAAACGACACCCUGAUCGGAACAUACACUGCUGUAGACCCAGAGACCAAGAGCAGCGCUGGCAUCAAGUAUUACAAGGUCUCAGACCCGGCUUCAUGGAUCAAUGUCGAUGAAAGCACUGGACAGCUGAAGAUCGCCAACACAAUCGACAGGGAGUCCCACUUCGUAGUGGAUGGUGUUUACAACGUCACUAUGAAAGCUGUGGAUGCCAGUCGGAAGACAGGUACAGGGACGGUGAUUAUUCAAGUGGAAGACAUGAACGACCACGUCCCAGACAUCCUCUCUAAAGACCUGGUGUUGUGUGAGAAGGAUGGGGGAGAGAUGGGCUCUGUGUUGGUGGUAGCAGAAGACAAGGACCAAGCUCCCUUCUCCGCCCCCUUCAUCUUCAAACUGGGAGAGAAGCAUGAUGACAAAUGGGCUGUGAAGCCACUUAACAGCACUGCAGUGAUGUUGGCGCAAACUAAGGAGCUCCCCACCGGCCUAUACACUGUCCCCCUGAUGGUGGGGGACCUGCAGGGCUUUGGAAGUACCCAGACUGUGACGGUCCGGAUCUGCCGCUGCAGGAACGGAGCGUGUCUGGCCCAACAGAACUCCACAUCUUUGGGGGUGUGGGGCAUCCUGGCCAUGUUGCUCGGUCUGGCUUUGCUACUUCUACUCUGUUUCCUUUGUGCAUUCGUGUGUGUGACGAAGAAUGAGAAAAUGGAGCUGGAGGAUAUGGGAGACAGUGGUGGUAUCCUGCUGACGUCUAACAUUGAGGCCCUAGGGGAUGCAGUGGAUUCAAAUCUCAUCAUUGUUCCAAAGUCUGGGAUUGACCAUUCAGUGAAGGGAUCCAUGAUUGACAUGGGGUGGGCUGGAGCUAAGAACUUGGGUAAGAUGGGAGGAGACCUGGGCACUCAACAGCAGUCCGGCAGCAGCGUCAUUGUGACCGAUAUGCAGAACGGCUUCUCUGACCGAUACAACGGCAGUCAAUACGGUGGACAAAAUGGCGGUGGACAAUAUGGUGUAGAUCAAUAUGGUGGCGGACAAUAUGCCAGUGGCAAUAUGACUUUUGACAACACACGUUUCAUGAAGUUCAACUGGCAAACCAACGGGCUGUUUCUACAACAGAAGUUGGCUUACCUAGGGACGGAAGAGGAGGGACGGUACGCCGAUGACAUCAUCCACGCGUACGGCUUCGAGGGGGUGGGGUCUCCGGCUGGCUCGGUGGGAUGCUGCAGUGACCAAGUCAACCAGGAAGACCUGGACUUCCUGAACACACUGGGGCCAAAGUUCAAGGUGUUAGCUGAGGUCUGCACUAAAAAAUGAACCAGGAAGAUCUAUUGAAAUAUUGUUUUUACUACAGAAAGUGUUCUCUCGUGUUUGUUUUUUGUUGAUAAUUAUGAAUUAUCAGAGGGUUGGCAUGCUAUUAUUAUCAAGGGUGAUACAAAACAUUGAGUCAGUCAUCACACUGAAUUGCUCAAACUGUUUGUUGGUUAGAGCCUUUUUGCACUGGAAAGUACUAUGUAUUGUAAAUAGUGUACAUUUAGUGAUUUAAGUGCCAAAGAUAAGAUUUUUUUUUUGUAAAUUGUGGUAAAAGUUUCAGUGUUGUAGAAUCAAAAGUUUGUUUAUGAGAUGCUGUAAAAACAGUACUUGAAUGUUAGAUUAGAUGAGAUUUUUCUAAUUACCUAUGAACUGAAUGGGGUACAAACAUUACUAAAUAAAGUCUAUAUUUCUCUUUCAAUGUUGGAUAACCUGAAUAAUUAUGCCUUGCACUUAUUGUCCUAGCUAUAUUUUGUACCAUUGUACGUUCUGUACAAGUCAACACAUGAUAAUGAAAUAAGUAGAGUGAAUAUGACCAUCUAAAGCAGACUGUAUGUAAUCCAAUCAUUUUUUCAAGACUGUUUGUGUGAGAUUCUAAAUGGCAUUUCUCAUCACAUUUUAGCCAUCAAAGAUUAAAACUGCCUUGUCGAUUAGGCUACA